Molecule: messenger RNA, 1374 nt
Organism: Brassica napus (rape)
Lineage: Eukaryota; Viridiplantae; Streptophyta; Magnoliopsida; Brassicales; Brassicaceae
Exons: 2
Coding region: 1-1374 (457 amino acids)
Source: RefSeq, a predicted model, not a curated record
AUGGAUAAGAAGUAUAAGAGCUCUUGUUGGAGUAUUCAUGGUGAGACAAGAGAAUCUACAAAAGACAGUGGUCUUCAAUAUGAUACGGAGGCAUUUGAUUUGUUUAAGACAUCAUUCUCUAUGGAUGAAGGUGGUCCGAAUCAGACGAAUGACAUUGCGGUGGAGACAAAUGAUGAUGAUGAAGCAGCAGAGGAAACUGAAUUUAGGAAAACGUUAAGAGACGCUGAAACGUCAUUGUACUCGGAUUGUAUCAAGCAGACAAAGGUUUCAGCAAUCAUGGGACUUUACAGAUUCAAGGUUAAAAGUGGUGUGUCUGAGAACUACUUUGAUCAGCUAUUGGUUUUUCUUCAAGACAUGCUACCUGAAGACAAUGUUCUUCCGAAGAGUAUGGAUGCAAUCAAGAAAUUUUUGAAGAUAUUUGGUUUCGGCUACGACAAUAUUCAUGCUUGCAAGAAUGAUUGCAUACUCUAUAUGAAGGAGUUUGAGAAGCUAGAAUGCUGUCCAAGAUGCAAAGUUUCAAGAUGGGAAAAGGAUAAGAACAUCAAUGAGUUAAAGGUUGGGAUUCCAGCUAAGGUCCUUAGAUAUUUUCCAAUCAAGGACAUACUUAAGAGGAUUUUUAGAUCAAAAAGGAUGGCUGAAGAUCUGUGUUGGCACUAUACCAAUGCCACUGAAGAUGACUUUGCUGCAGAACCAAGGAAUCUUCAACUUGGAAUUUCUACAAAUGAGAUGAACCCUUUCUCUAUGCAAAACACCAAUCACAUCACAUGGACAGUGUUGUUAGUGAACUACAAGACACCUCCAACUAUGUGUAUGAAGGCUGAGAAUAUAAUGUUGACUUUGUUGAUCCCUGGUCCAACAGAUCCUAGUAAUAACAUAGAUGUUUACUUAGCACCAUUGAUAGACGAUUUGAAAUAUUUGUGGGCUGCGGGUAUUGAAGUCUAUGACUCAUUUACGAAGGAGAAUUUCACACUUAGAGCCUUGCUGCUUUGGAGUAUCAGUCACUAUCCAGGCUUAGGUACAUUGUAUGGAUGUAAAGUGAACGGGAAACAAGCCUGCAAUGUAUGUGGAAAGGAUACACCUUCUAGGUGGCUUAAGUUCAGCCGUAAGUUUGUCUACAUGGGAAAUAGAAAUAAACUACCGCCUGGCCAUCGUUACAGAUAUAAAAAAGCUUGGUUUGACAAAACUGUUGAGGAAGGGAAUGCCAAUAGAAUACAAACUGGCGCUGAAAUAUAUGAGACACUACAAGUUUUUAGGAAUGAUUUUGGAAGAUCUCUAGAUAAGGAAAGUAAAAGAAAAGGAUCAGAGUUGGAAGAUGAUGAGAUGGUUCAAGAAGAAGAGUGCGAGGAAUCAAGGACAUACUUAGGAGGAUGUUAG